Molecule: messenger RNA, 2715 nt
Organism: Salvelinus fontinalis (brook trout)
Lineage: Eukaryota; Metazoa; Chordata; Actinopteri; Salmoniformes; Salmonidae
Exons: 3
Coding region: 1-1389 (462 amino acids)
Source: RefSeq, a predicted model, not a curated record
AUGGAAGGGGGGGAAGGGGAUAAGGAAGAGAAGAGAGAUUUUCCUGAGCGAACAGCGGAGCAGCGUAACCACACAGCAGAGCAGCGUAACCACACAGCAGAGCAGCGUAACCACACAGCAGAGCAGCGUCACCACACAGCAGAGCAGCGUCACCACACAGCAGAGCAGCGUCACCACACAGCAGAGCAGCGUCACCACACAGCAGAGCAGCGUCACCACACAGCAGAGCAGCGUCACCACACAGCAGACCAUCAUUGGCUCUGUCUCUUCAGUCCGACCGGGUUAACCUCCCGCAGAGGGGACACAGCAGAGCGUCAUUGGCUCUGUCUCUUCAGUCCGACCGGGUUAACCUCCCGUAGAGGGGACACAGCAGAGCGUCAUUGGCUCUGUCUCUUCAGUCCGACCGGGUUAACCUCCCGUAGAGGGGACACAGCAGAGCGUCUUUGGCUCUGUCUCUUCAGUCCGACCGGGUUAACCUCCCGCAGAGGGGACACAGCAGAGCGUCAUUGGCUCUGUCUCUUCAGUCCGACCGGGUUAACCUCCCGCAGAGGGGACACAGCAGACCGUCAUUGGCUCUGUCUCUUCAGUCCGACCGGGUUAACCUCCCGCAGAGGGGACACAGCAGAGCGUCAUUGGCUCUGUCUCUUCAGUCCGACCGGGUUAACCUCCCGCAGAGGGGACACAGCAGAGCGUCAUUGGCUCUGUCUCUUCAGUCCGACCGGGUUAACCUCCCGCAGAGGGGACACAGCAGAGCGUCAUUGGCUCUGUCUCUUCAGUCCGACCGGGUUAACCUCCCGUAGAGGGGACACAGCAGACCGUCAUUGGCUCUGUCUCUUCAGUCCGACCGGGUUAACCUCCCGUAGAGGGGACACAGCAGAGCGUCAUUGGCUCUGUCUCUUCAGUCCGACCGGGUUAACCUCCCGUAGAGGGGACACAGCAGACCGUCAUUGGCUCUGUCUCUUCAGUCCGACCGGGUUAACCUCCCGUAGAGGGGACACAGCAGAGCGUCAUUGGCUCUGUCUCUUCAGUCCGACCGGGUUAACCUCCCGUAGAGGGGACACAACAGACCGUCAUUGGCUCUGUCUCUUCAGUCCGACCGGGUUAACCUCCCGUAGAGGGGACACAGCAGAGCGUCAUUGGCUCUGUCUCUUCAGUCCGACCGGGUUAACCUCCCGUAGAGGGGACACAGCAGAGCGUCAUUGGCUCUGUCUCUUCAGUCCGACCGGGUUAACCUCCCGCAGAGGGGACACAGCAGACCGUCAUUGGCUCUGUCUCUUCAGUCCGACCGGGUUAACCUCCCGUAGAGGGGACACAGCAGAGCGUCAUUGGCUCUGUCUCUUCAGUCCGACCGGGUUAACCUCCCGUAGAGGGGACACAGGAGAUAGAUAGCAUCUGUCUGCACUAUUGAUUGCCAAGUCUUUUUCUACAGUUGAAGGAAAUGUGCAUAAUGAUGUCUUCUUCUCUCUGUUUAAUGCCAAUGCAGCUCUAUACGAUAUAGGCUACAGUCACAAAACCCAAUAUUUUCUCACAGAUAGGUCACAACGAUGCAACAUCUCUAUAAAAUGUGUCUACCUACAGUAUGGAAACUCCCUUUUGCAUAUCCAGAUUCGAUUUUCGUUAUUUAAUUUUGUUAGCAACCGUUCCCUUCCUGUAUUAUAUUAUUGAACAUAUGAUUCCUAAUGUCUAGAAUGAUGUUAAUUUCAUAUGUACAGUAAAGCCAACCCAACAACAACAACAACAACAAAAAUAUACUAUUAUUUACUAACUAUUAUUAUUGCAUCUUAAAGAAAAGAUAUGCCGUAUGGUCCUACAAGUGUGCUGUUAUUGUAUUAAAUGAGAUCCAUGUCACUGAUGUUUCGGCAGUAUAAUGCACGUAUGACAGGGUUUUGCUAUACAUUUUCAACGUUAGCAUUUGUUUACAAUUUAGAUAGACUGACUGAAGCUAUAUUUACAUUGCCUCAAGGUACGAGCGAAUAUCGAUGAGAAAGGGUUUGUUGAUCAGUCUCUAUUUCGUGUACCGGGCGAUAAUGGACGCGGUUUGAGCAUAGAGCAAAUGAUUCUAAGGGAAAUAUGUAAUUGUAGUUAAAGAUUUGUAUUGUUCUUUUGACAAGUUCUGUUAAAGAUAUUUUGUGUUGAGUUUAACAAAGCAAUCGUGAAAGAUUAUGCAGUUGAAAACAUCUUUUGAAUCCUGUGUACACAAGCCCCAUAUAAAUGACUGGACUUGGUAUCCAACAGAUUUCAAAAGAUGUUCUGUUGAAAUUGGCCUCUUUAAGAAAAUGUGCAUGUUUGUGAUCCCUCCUCGUCCUCUCACCUUACCGAUGGCCUGUGAUAGGCCGGCACUUCCUGAGCGAGCCAUUUGUAUGGUAAGAUGCUGAUGAUUAUAUCUACGGUAGACAGCACUCAUCUAGCAUGUUGCAUUCCUGCUUUUCUCUUUUAGUUUGUUCCUAGAUGGGUCCUGCGUUUGGUUAUCCUUAUUUAUACUUUGAGCCCCGGGGUGUUUACAGCACACUGUAGACAUAGAAUGGCAUGUCAUUCUAUGCCAUUGUAUAUCUAUGCUUUACAGUGUGUACCUCCCUCCUGGUCUCUGGUUCGCAUGCUGAUGAUGAAGAAUACUUUUCCAAACCAGACAUUGGACAUAAUUGUUGUCAUUCUGUGGUUUGUGUAAAAAUGCAAUGUAAUGGAUUGCCUUAAUAAAGUGAUUGAAGAGUAAUGAAA